This is a messenger RNA of Cuscuta epithymum, 1481 nucleotides long. NCBI's taxonomy places the organism in Eukaryota, Viridiplantae, Streptophyta, Magnoliopsida, Solanales, Convolvulaceae. The record is from the annotation of a GenBank genome assembly.
CCGGCAGCAGCUACAUUGAUUUUCCACGCCUAUACUUGCUACGGUUAUAAGCGAACCGCACCAAAUACCCCUUAUCCAGCCCACCGCCCAGCAAUUUUUCACGCCUAUUUCCUCUUCCCCUCAUUCCAUCAACACACUUCAAACCCUCCCAAAAAUCCAGCCCCCUCUCGGCAGCUUCCGGCCGACGUCUUAGCGCCGCAGCUGCAGGUCAUCGUCGACGCCGCCACAUCUUCUCUCCGCUACUGCUGCCGCAGUCUCAGGUCUUCGUUGACGCCGGCCGCCGCAGCUCCAAGCAGAUCUCCUCACCGACGCUGCCGCAGAGCCUCUCGAUCCGCCGACGCCACUGUCACAGUCUCCUGUUCUUCCGUCAACUUCAUCUUCUCUACAAUUCAUUGUUAUCUUUGUUCUAAGGGCAGAGGGCAUCGAGUCGGCAACCGUAGAAAAAUAUCCCAAUUCGUAACCUAGCAGUCUAGCACGCAGCAACCCAUCGUUGAUUGCUGCCUCGCUGGUCAGACGGGCGCACGACGGUUCAGCACGGAUAGCCGGACAAGCGGACCCGAAUCACUGCUGGUUUCUGCAAUCUGCACGGCUGCACUCCUGCACCAGCUGGUUGAUGCUCUUCGGUGUUAACAACAACUAUUUUGCAGAUUUACGUGUUUGAGGCAGUAACAGCUCUAAGAUUAUGGCGAGGUCAUUAUCUAGCAUGCUCUUAAAAGGUCUUGCUGCUCAUCCUGCUACGCGUUCAUCCACCGUUGAAUGCAAAAGAUCCAUUUACUCAGCUAGGAAUCGGUUCUUCACUUCUGUGCCUAAUGAUCCAGAUACACAUGCCGAUUUUUUACCUACAAGUAAAGUUGAGAGUUCUGGUAUUUCAUUGAAGGACAUUAUUGAGCAGGAUGUCAAAGAGAAUCCUGUUAUGCUUUACAUGAAAGGGAUGCCUGAACAGCCUCGGUGUGGGUUCAGCUCUCUAGCAGUGAGGGUACUACAAGAAUAUAAUGUUCCUAUAAGUGCUAGAAACAUAUUGGAUAAUUACGAGCUAAAGGAUGCUGUAAAAUCAUUCAGCAACUGGCCCACAUUUCCCCAAAUAUUCAUCAAUGGAGAAUUCAUUGGUGGGUCUGACAUCAUCCUCAGUAUGCACCAGAAUGGAGAACUCAAGGAAAAGUUGCAAGGCAUUGGCAAGCAAGGGAAAGCAAAAUGAAUCGUAAUUGCAAAGACGCAAUGUUUAUGAUGAGAAAUAUUUUGAGGUUUUUAGUAACAGAGUUCAGAAAAGUGUUUAUUUCUGGAUGUCAUAUUUGGUAUAAUUCAAACACGUCCCUAUUUAUGAGUUCUUGUGUAUGAGGAAUCUAUUAUAUCCAGUUUGUGCACUCUGGGAAAUAAAGCAUUGUUGUUCUUUUAUACCUUAAUUAUUAACCAUGGUUAAUGACAUUUUAGAAACUGUGUCAGAUGAUGUAAAUGACUGUAAAUCAUGUCCCGUUUGAGGAGCA